This is a messenger RNA of Malania oleifera, 1674 nucleotides long. Its product is annotated as UDP-glucuronic acid decarboxylase 6-like. Gene Ontology annotation, biological process: D-xylose metabolic process. Lineage: Eukaryota; Viridiplantae; Streptophyta; Magnoliopsida; Santalales; Ximeniaceae. Bases 382 to 1422 code for a protein of 346 amino acids. The transcript has 13 exons. Gene Ontology annotation, cellular component: cytoplasm. Gene Ontology annotation, molecular function: UDP-glucuronate decarboxylase activity; NAD+ binding. The record is from RefSeq and is a predicted model, not a curated record.
AUUUUAUUGAAGUUGACCGGCCCAUCUCGGUGUCACUGCCUCAAUUCGCACGCCAAAGAGUUUAUAUAAAUUGCAAGUGUAAUUUUCUUCUUCAUCAUUGUCUUGAAAGCUCGCUCGAAAAUUGAUCGUUUUCCCGAUUAUUUCUACCGCUACGAAAGAAAAAUCCCUAGAUUCGAUUACCGCGAGGUAAUGUUCGUCAUGCGAUUGUCAUAGUUCAAUGCUCAAUUGCUUUAUGUUUAAAGCUGGAUAUUUCCAGAUCUGAAUCCCGUUGCGCGUGGGCUCUGCUUUCGCUGCGAAGAAGCUUUCUUACUCUACACUUUUCGUCUUCUUGAAGUUGUUUACUCUCUCUCUCUAGUUGUAAACAGAGAAGGGAUCUGAGCAAUGGCUAAGGAAGUUUCAAACGGAGGCCACAAUUCAGCAACAAAACCACCUCCGACACCAUCCCCUCUGCGUAAUUCCAAAUUCUUUCAGUCCAAUAUGAGAAUUUUGAUUACCGGAGGAGCUGGUUUCAUUGGAUCACACCUUGUGGACAAAUUGAUGGAAAAUGAGAAGAAUGAGGUCAUUGUUGCGGAUAACUACUUCACUGGCUCAAAGGAUAAUUUAAAGAAAUGGAUUGGACAUCCUAGAUUUGAACUUAUUCGUCAUGAUGUCACUGAGACACUAUUGGUUGAGGUUGAUCAAAUAUACCAUCUUGCUUGUCCUGCUUCACCAAUUUUUUACAAGCACAAUCCUGUAAAGACAAUAAAAACAAAUGUAAUUGGCACACUGAACAUGUUGGGGCUUGCCAAGCGAGUUGGAGCAAGGAUAUUGCUCACAUCAACUUCAGAGGUGUAUGGAGAUCCUCUUGUGCAUCCCCAAAACGAAAGCUAUUGGGGCAAUGUCAACCCUAUUGGUGUUAGGAGUUGCUAUGAUGAGGGAAAACGAGUAGCUGAGACAUUGAUGUUUGAUUAUCACAGACAACAUGGGAUAGAAAUACGGAUCGCUAGGAUCUUCAAUACUUAUGGGCCCCGAAUGAAUAUCGAUGAUGGCCGUGUUGUUAGCAAUUUCAUAGCUCAAGCACUUCGUGGUGAGUCCUUGACUGUUCAAUCGCCUGGAACACAAACUCGGAGUUUUUGUUAUGUAUCAGACAUGGUUGAUGGCCUUAUUCGACUGAUGGAAGGAGAACACACUGGGCCAAUCAACAUUGGGAAUCCAGGUGAAUUUACAAUGCUUGAACUUGCUGAGACCGUAAAGGAGCUGAUCAACCCUGAGGUGGAAAUCGCAAUGGUGGAGAACACGCCAGAUGAUCCUCGCCAAAGAAAGCCAGACAUCACGAAGGCUAAGGAGUUGUUGGGAUGGGAACCGAAGAUCAAGCUGCGGGAUGGGCUUCCCCUUAUGGAGGAAGAUUUCAGUCUGAGGCUUGGAGUCCCAAAGAACAAGUGAAUAAUUUACACUAGUCUGAAAAUGGCAGGAUGGUGCCUGAUAAAUUUUCCAUUGAUAUUAAAAAAUGAAAAGCAAUUCGUGGGGUGCUUCUUUUUUCAAAAUAUUGGAGAAAGUAGAAUAAGUGGUCCGAAUAGGCUGUCACUUUAUAAACGGGUGGGGAGUAUGCCCUUAAAUUUAGUGAGACUGCUGUAAUCUGUUUUAUUUGUUACUUGAUAUGGUAAGAAAGCUUCUUGUCUCUCUUAUUGAUGAAAA